AUGGGCAGCUUAGGGGAAUUCAACGAGUAUCGUGGUGGACGAGAUUCUGAGGCGUCUGUUCUGGGCCCAGACAGUCCACUUGAGGUGUUCGAGAUUCCAUCGUCACGUAAUGUUCACGGUAACUCGUUUCCUCUCGGCAUCCGCCCAAAGCCUGGAUAUGAAUUUCACACGAUCGACGAGGCCGUAUUAGCCAUUGAAACUUUGUCAAAGAAAGGAGCUUUCAAUAAGCUUCUGAGAAACCACGGCGCACUGUUACUGCGAGGAUUACCCACCAAAACAGCAGCGGAUUUUGCAAAGGCUGUCAAAGCCUUUCGCCUCCCUCAACAACAUCGCGAGAUUGGCCUCGCAGGAAAGAGAACAUCGGUGAACGAUACUGUGAAGACUGCCAAUGAAGAGCCGCCCGAUGUGAAGUUCUACUACCAUUCUGAGUAUGGCAGAAGCGCCCAUUUUCCAGGAGUGCUGUUCUUCUUUUCAGAAAUUGUCCCGCAGCAAGGCGGUCAAACUCCUCUUCUAUCCUCUCUGGAACUCUACGACCGUCUGAAAGCUGAGUUACCAGAUUUCUUGCACAAUCUAACAACGAAGGGUAUUAUUGGGCGCCAGUAUUUUCCAGCCAAGGAAGAUCCAGAAGCUGAACACAUAGGAUGGAAUUGGAAGGAUUCGUACGGUUUCGACAUUCAAGAAGGAGACUCUCAAGAGGUUCAACGAGCCAAGGUAGAGAGAGUUUUGAAGAACAACCUUCAAGCUGAUGCCCAAUGGCAAGACAACGGUGCUUUGCACGUCCUCCAAAGGCUACCCGCCAUUCGACGCGUUGAGUCGACGGGCAAGCCAUCCUUUUUCAAUGGAUUUGCCGGUGUAUAUGGCCGUGCAAGGGAUACCAACGGCCUCGAACCUCCAUACAAGGGAUCUGAUAAUAAGUAUCAUCUUCCCACAACAUAUGGGGAUGGUAGCCCUAUUCCGACAGCUUACCUCGACCGCCUACUUGAAAUAUCCGACGACAUCGGAUUUUUGGUGCCGUGGGAGGCGGGCGAUAUUGCCAUGAUUGAUAACUAUACGGUGCAGCAUGCUCGUUCCCCGUGGGUGGGAAAGAGGUCCCUCCUUGUUAGUCUGUGGGAUGGUGUCGAGAAGUUUGUGCCCUAUUGA
Exophiala spinifera is the source of this 1140-nucleotide messenger RNA. RefSeq lists its product as uncharacterized. The coding region runs from base 1 to 1140 and encodes 379 amino acids. The record is from RefSeq and is a predicted model, not a curated record. Gene Ontology annotation, molecular function: oxidoreductase activity. Lineage: Eukaryota; Fungi; Ascomycota; Eurotiomycetes; Chaetothyriales; Herpotrichiellaceae. The transcript is spliced from 6 exons.